This is a messenger RNA of Podarcis raffonei (Aeolian wall lizard), 2834 nucleotides long. RefSeq lists its product as uncharacterized. NCBI's taxonomy places the organism in Eukaryota, Metazoa, Chordata, Lepidosauria, Squamata, Lacertidae. Bases 607 to 2418 code for a protein of 603 amino acids. Gene Ontology annotation, molecular function: DNA binding; POU domain binding. Gene Ontology annotation, biological process: regulation of gene expression. The transcript has 11 exons. Gene Ontology annotation, cellular component: nucleus. The record is from RefSeq and is a predicted model, not a curated record.
AGUACCUUAGACUGCAAGGUUUCAGUCUGGGGUGAACGAGUUGUAUAACAGAGUGCAAGAUGUUUGCUUCCCCCUGCAAUCUGCUAACAGGAUCAUUCUGUGCAGCUGUUUAAUAUUAGCUACCUGCCGCUGCCAAUUACGUUUUUUGCAUUGUUUUUCUGCCUUUCGCCGCCUACGUUAUCUGUCAGUCAGCUGCUUCUACAGCUUAAUUGGGAAACAGGGUGUGGUUUCUUACUGACAACUGACGUCUGUCCGGAGUUACCUGGGUAUAAAUUAUCUUUUUCUUUUUCUUUUUUUAAAAGUAGGCAGGGAACCGGCUUUGAAACACCCAGAAACGGCUUCCAGAACCUGACAGGUUACAACCCAGAUUGAUUUUAUCCUGUAAAUAUUUUCCCUCUUGCUUUCAUGAGCAAGUAAAGUCAGAGGAUGCUGCCUCCAUCUUCUACCAUGGGGGAACAGACGACCUAAGCUUGGUCGCCACCCAGAAUUCCUCCCAGUAGGUGGGAGUUUAGUUUGGACAGUGAUGGCGCUGACAUGCGGAAUCAAGCACCCUUGGCAAUGAGUAGGAAAGUGAGCCUCAUCGAGGGAAUGUAAUCUUUCUGCAGGAUGGAAGCACUGGUGAAAGUAGUUCAAUCGGAUACCCAGCCAUUGACAGCCAGCCCAGAUAUCUGUGCCAAGGAAGGUUACGGCUAUGCAGAGGACCAGGGGUCUCCUAUGCCAGGGGAAACAGCCAGUCCCAAAAGCUAUUUUCAACAGAGCCCAUCUUUACCAGCUUCUGGAUUAACCGAACUCAGCAGUGUGGAAUCCAGCACCUGGGAUACAUCUCCAGCUAAGGUUCAGGAGCUGCCUGCCAGGAAAGGUUCAGCAUUGACUGUGGGUGCCCCUCAGAAGCAGUAUGUGGGCGUGAGGGUAAAAAUGCCGGUGUGUGAACUGCUGAGAAAAAUCCGUCUCUCCAAAGGGACAGAGUCCAGUGACGUCAGGGAAACACCUGCAAAAGCAAAUACCAAAAGAUCUUCAGGAAGAGCAGGGAAAAAAAGAGCUCGCUCAGAAAGGCAUGACAAGCAAAACUGCUGUCAGGCUCAGACAGCCUUAAAAAGCACGGAGGACUUGGACAUCCUAGUCGAAGUACUUCAGGAAGACCUGAACAAGAGCCACUCCAAACUAGAGCCUCAGUUGCCUAUGCAGUUCCCACAUGGCACAACCCAAGGAUUUCAGUCUCCCUGGUGGGAAACCAACGGCAACUCGCAACCAGAUGGCAACUGGCUGACAAGCAGCUGGGAGCCUGUUGGAUUUCAGCCAUUGUCUGCUUCAGGCACAUUGCCUCACCCACGUGCUGAAAUUUCCUAUGGAUUUGAUUGCAGAAAGACGCAACAACGCCUGGAUCUUAUCGACACGUUCCAGAAUACCUGCGUGGAAGAAAGAUGCUGGCUGGGGAAUGGGUCUGGUGAACAUCCUGGGGAGAGUUCCCAAGGCUUUGCCAAGGAGAUUAGGCCUCACUGCCACGACCCACUGGGGCAGGCUUUGCCAGAGACUUGGGAAGAGGACACUGCUGCCUUGCAUGGCAGGGGAUGUCUGAAGGCAAGUGCGUGGUCUUCCAUGGGGCAGGAGGCUCCUGCCAUUUCUUUCUUCCAAUUCCAGCUCUGCCGCGAGGAGAGUCGGCUCAGGGGCAUCUCGGUGGACAAGUUGCUCAUGCCGGAUAGAAAUGGGAACAGGCUUCUUCACAAUGCUGUUUCUCAGGGGAGAAGGGCGCUGGCAUAUGCACUGGCAAGGAGGUUUGCACAUCUCAACAGACUUGAUGGGAAGAACGCAGCGAAACAGACUGCGUUGCACAUAGCAGCUCAAAAGAACCACCAUCUUAUUGCCAGCGACCUGCUGUCUCUGGGGGCUGAUGUAAACGCGAGGGACAGCUCAGAGAAGACUCCCUUGCACCUCUGUGCUGAGAAGGGUUAUCUGAGAGUCUUGGAAGUCUUGAGAAGCUGUCAGGAAGUUGGCAUCCACGUUGAAGUAGACGCAACCGACAAUCAGGGCUUAACGCCAAUACAGUGCGCUGGUUUGGCUCACUGCACUCUCGCGAUGGACUCGGACAGCCGCCAUCUCUUGGCUGAGACAUGGAAGCUUCUGAACCUCCGUAAGGAUCAGAUACUGAGUGGUAUCAAGUGCUUGAUACAAAUGGGAGCCAACCCAUGGGAGCAAGGAACAAACUCAUCAAGUCGAGUUUCAAAUUAUUUUGCAAAAGUCCAGCAAAAUAGUGAACUGAUGCGUUUUUUCCAAACUCACAGGCCCCAAAGGCAGCAGGAUUACAGCUUGCUCUCUGGACUAGAUGAAAUCGCCCUUCUGUAUUUGCAAGGAGAAGAUGUGGAGCCACCAAUGGUUUCUUUUCCAAGUUUCCUCGACCAUUCCCAUGAAGGUGCAAUGUAAACAGGACACCUAAGCACACCAGGAAGCAAUGGACUUCCUAGAACACUGGUUGCUGAUACAUCAGAUGUGUUUCAGGCUUUGUAUACUUGAUGAUCUGAAGCCUGCGGAAUGCCUCGAUGGACUUCAAGAAACCUGGAGUGCCAUUUCUGCCAGGCUGUUGGCGGAAGAACAGCUUGAGAAUAGACAGUAAAAGUCUUUGAACCUGUGAAGGCUUGGGCUUUGCUGGAUUCAUGUCCUCAGAAAAAUUGUAGUGGAGGAGCACUGAAGAUUAUAGAUGGCAAAGGCUGGCUCUAUUUCCUCAAGCCGUAUGUGUCAAGAUAGAGAAGCUCUGAGGUCUUCUCCCCUGCCUUAAAUGACCUUGCUCUCAAAAUAUCGAGUGCAAGAGAAGAUGCUCCUUAAUGGAUGGUGGUCCAUGG